GCCCACAAGAGCUAGCGUGGCUACCCACUUAGGGACCCUACCUGGCCCCCCUUGAAAUUCUAGUCGGGAAGUCAUGAUAAGCUCGCAUUAUGACAAAAAGUUUCUGCAUUUAAGACAACAAGUAUCAGAUCAUUAUUGAAAUGAACAAGAUCAAUACUUCACACACAAGACCAAGACAGUGAAAAAGAUGUGUUCGUCUUUUGGUGAAGAUUUUAUAAAUAAUGAAGUGGUAGAAAUUGUAGACUGCUUAUGAGUAGAAUACUGUUCCGAAUUAUUUCAAUUAAUUUAAUGCCUGUGAAUAUUCAACCAAUAGUGGAUUGGUGUGAAUUACAAAAGUACUGAUUACGACAUUUUAUUUUGAAUUUCAAUUAAUGUUUGACCAAUAUUUGAACGCAAUUUGGAAUUUGAUUUUAUUUUUAAUAGUUAUGGCAUAUUAAUUGCAUGCAGUGUUUACAUCUUUAUAUCUAACAUUUCUAAGGAUGUCUAACGUUAGACAUAAUUGCAUAUGCAUGCUGUAAACAUUUACUGAAGAUAACUUUUUCCUUUUAUAACAGAAUAAAUAUUUAAUCCAUAGUUUAACAUACAGUAUAGUAGAAUUGGCUGAUCUUGUUCUCUAUUUCUUUACAUUCUUUUUUGAAAUAUGUAAUAAAUUUAUUUGUUUUAGUUUAUUUUUUUGGUUGUUUCCCUACUUUUCUUUCUUUAACUGCCUGAAUGUCUUUUGAAAGUAGACCUGCAUAGUCUUGUGACUGGCUCUUGUUCUUCUUCUCUGUCCUUCAGGUGAUGGUAGCUCGGAAAAGUCAAAUACUUUAGAGUCAGUCACCAGCGAAAAAAAUGACACUAUUGUAUUUCCAGAGGAUAUAGUCGUGGAUGAUGAUGGAUGUCGGACACCUGACCGGGGUGUCGGUACCUGCACCCCCAUUAAACAAUGUGCCCCGAUGGUACAAUUCCUUUUUAACAUACCCAAGCCCAUUUCACAAAAAAACGCUGACUUUAUUAGGACGUACUAUUGCGGUUAUGACAGAGAUUCCGUCAAGGUGUGCUGUCCUAAGAAUCCUAUAGUUGUAACAGAUCGGGAUCAACCUGUUACAGAUAACAGAAUAGAUCCACCCGAUGUGACCAAUCACAGGAAUAUUAAUUUGGUUAAUUCCGAUCUCUGUGGACCCAUGAAUCAAUUCGAUAGAAUUCUGAAUGGAAACAAAACAUCUUUGUUUGAUUUCCCUUGGAUGGCACUUCUCUCUUAUCAGAUUGGAAGAAUAAGAGACUUUCGUUGUGGUGGAACCUUAAUCAAUAGUAAAUAUGUUUUAACUGCUGCUCACUGUGUGACUAACUUAGGAACUAAACAACUGAUUGGAGUACGGCUUGGUGAGCACAACAUUGACACGGCUCAGGAUUGCGAGGACUAUCAAGGAAGAGUCAUUUGUUCUCCGCCAGUUCAAGAUUUUGCAGUCGCAGAAAUAUUAAGUCAUCCAGAUUAUAAUACAAGGGAAUAUACAAACGACAUUGGUUUAAUUCGGCUGAGGGGUGAAGCUAAUCUAGAACCAGAAAAUGUAAAGCCAAUUUGUUUACCAACCAUUAAACCUAUUAGUCAAAUGGACCUAUCCCAAAUUAAUGUGACUGUUACAGGUUGGGGUGUCACAGAAAGAGGUACCAGAAGUCCUGAUUUAUUACAGGUGUUUCUUCCAGUUAUUGACCAGGAAACUUGUAAAAAUACCUACAAAAAUUCAGCAGUGCCAAUAACUCAUAAACAGGCUUGCGCUGGCGGUAAGAAUCAAAGGGAUUCUUGCGGUGGAGACAGUGGAGGUCCCAUGCAAAUUCCAGCGGCUUAUCAAGGUGACGCGAGGUAUUUCCAAGUAGGGAUUGUGUCGUUUGGUCCCAAAGUUUGUGGUCGGGAAGGAUUUCCGGGAGUAUACACUAGGGUAGCACAUUACAUGGACUGGAUAUUGGACAAUUUGAAACCAUAAAAUGAUUUUUGUUACGAUAACAGACUUCCGGUGGAAACAAAAAGUAUAAGAACCAUAAAGGGCUUUGUGAGAUGGGUGCCGUGUAAAGGUACCUACCGUUUAAGCGAUGAUGAUGCCCAGAAAGUGCUUUCAAAUACUAGAAACAAAGACUUUUAAAAAAUGUGAUCUCUUAUUAUAUAUAUUA
Molecule: messenger RNA, 2145 nt
Organism: Agrilus planipennis (emerald ash borer)
Lineage: Eukaryota; Metazoa; Arthropoda; Insecta; Coleoptera; Buprestidae
Product: CLIP domain-containing serine protease 2-like
Exons: 5
Coding region: 936-1961 (341 amino acids)
Biological process (GO): proteolysis
Molecular function (GO): serine-type endopeptidase activity
Source: RefSeq, a predicted model, not a curated record